This is a messenger RNA of Olea europaea var. sylvestris, 1107 nucleotides long. RefSeq names its product metalloendoproteinase 2-MMP-like. The transcript has a single exon. Lineage: Eukaryota; Viridiplantae; Streptophyta; Magnoliopsida; Lamiales; Oleaceae. Gene Ontology annotation, molecular function: metalloendopeptidase activity; zinc ion binding. The coding region runs from base 20 to 901 and encodes 293 amino acids. Gene Ontology annotation, biological process: proteolysis; extracellular matrix organization; collagen catabolic process. The record is from RefSeq and is a predicted model, not a curated record. Gene Ontology annotation, cellular component: extracellular matrix.
CAUAGUUAGUCGAUUUUUCAUGUGCAUUUUCCUCCUUUUCCUAACCCCUCAUGCUCUUUGUCACACUCUUACGAUGAAGGAUCCAGUCGUAACAACCGCACCUUUUGAGUUUUUCAAUAAUUUUAGAAGUUCCAGGAAGGGUGAUAGCUGUGAAGGACUCCAUCAAGUGAAGAAGUACCUCUACCAAUUUGGUUAUCUCAAUACUCUUGAUGCUAAAAAUAAGGAUUUAUUCGACGAUACAUUAGAAUCUGCGAUCAAAACUUACCAACUCAAUCACAACCUCGACAUUACUGGAUUUUUAGAUUCUCGUACAGUGUCAAAAAUGAUGAUGCCACGAUGCGGGGUAUCUGACAUAAUCAAUGGAACUAACACAAUGUACCGUGGCACCAACCCCUUGAAUGCUUCACAAUUCACUUUAUUUCCAAGUCGUAGAAAAUGGCCUGAAACCCUACUUACCUAUAGAUUUCUAAGUGGUUUUCCUCAAAGCUUCAUGGAGCCCAUACGAUAUGCCUUUGAAAUAUGGUCCAACAAGACAAGCUUCUUCUUUUUCAAACUUCGAGAUGAUCUUGAUGAAGAAUAUUCAGAUUUACAAAUUGCUUUUGUUAAUGGUGAACAUGGCGACGGAUAUCCAUUUGAUGGACCCGGUGGGGUUCUUUCACAUGCUUUUCAACCGACCGAUGGCCGAAUGCAUUUUGAUGCAUCCGAGGAUUGGAUAGUUGGUUCUCUUCCUCGUACGAUUGAUAUAGUUAGUGUUGCAUUGCAUGAAAUUGGGCAUCUUCUUGGACUUGGGCAUACAAAUAUUCCGGAUGCAAUUAUGUACCCUAAUAUCCGUUAUGCUAUGGUAAAAAGAACUCUACAUCAAGAUGAUAUCGAUGGAAUUAGAACUUUAUAUGGAUCUUGAUAGCAAGAUUAGUUAUCAUAGGCACCAAUCAAGAUCAGGUUAUAAGUCCCGUCCUAAGUUUUCAAGGUCAUUUUGAGUUUAAACAAAAGUAUAAUUUAGGGUUUGAAGAAUAACAUUAUAUAUUAGUUCAAUUUGACUUAGCUACAAUGUUCCAUGUUUAUAAUUACAACGUUAUUCUUGUGCAGAUUCAAAAUAAACAUUAUAUC